This is a messenger RNA of Vicia villosa (hairy vetch), 2048 nucleotides long. RefSeq lists its product as uncharacterized. The coding region runs from base 263 to 1720 and encodes 485 amino acids. The record is from RefSeq and is a predicted model, not a curated record. The transcript is spliced from 12 exons. Lineage: Eukaryota; Viridiplantae; Streptophyta; Magnoliopsida; Fabales; Fabaceae. Gene Ontology annotation, cellular component: plastid.
CCACCUUUCAUCAAACUUCGUUUUCACCAUCAAUGCUCUCAAUCAAUAAUACAUAUUUUGGUUUAUAAUAGCAAUCAAACAAAGCGGUUAUUGAAUAUUAGCGAUAAACCGAAUAUUAUUCAUCUAAACUAAGUGAUAUAAAACGGUUAUUAAAUGCUCUAAUGAAAACCAUUUAUUACACCUCUUUUAUAUUCAGUUAGUUGUAGUAGUUGUAGUUGUUUGAACCUCAACUAAACUAAACCCAAUUUCACUUUCUUUAGCAAUGGCAACUCACAAACUCGCGUUGAUCAUUACGAAUCCUUCAAACGAAAACGAGUUUCUACUCGUGAAGCAGUCACGUCCUCCCAAAUUCAACGACGAAGAAUACGAUUCUUUCGUUGAUUCUGAUCUCUGGGACUUGCCUUCCGUGCAGUUGAAUCCACUUCAACCAGAAUCGGAACCCUCGGUUGAGGUUAAGAUUUCUGAUUCACGUUCAGAGGAGUUCGAUUUCAGGGAAUUCGAUGUCCGUUCUGCUCUUAACGAGGUGUUUGGACAAUUAGGGUUUGGGACGGUUGAAGGGGGAGUGUGGAAGUUUCAUAAGUAUGUGAAGGAAGCGGCAUUCGGACCUGGUUUGCCUGUUAACACGGUUUUUAUUGUUGGGAAACUAGUAGAUGAGGCCAAGGAGUUAUCAGAUACGUUUAAAUGGAUGUCCAUUCAAAGCUGUCUUAACUGGCUUCUGGAAGUGAUUCCACAUGGUGAUCGUAUUGGACCAUUGAUAGCUGUUGGUCUUAUAAAUGACUCGCCUGUUUCUGCAAACCGGAAAGUCCCUCCUGCCAUCAACUACCAGGAGUACCCGACUGGUGUUAUACUUAUUCCUAUGGGAAGUAGGACAGCUAGGCCUUUUCAAACAACAAAUUUGGUGGUGUUUGCACCUGAGAAUGUUCCAAAUGCUUCCAAGGAUAAUACAUACAUUGCUUCUGGAGACGCACUAAUAGUUGAUCCAGGAUGUUUGUCAGAAUUCCAUGGAGAGCUAAAGAAAAUUGUUACUGCUUUGCCAAGAAGACUAGUGGUCUUUGUUACCCAUCAUCAUCGAGACCAUGUAGAUGGUCUCGCGGUUAUACAGAAGUACAAUCCUGAUGCAAUUUUAUUAGCGCAUGAGAAUACCAUGCGACGCUUAAGUAAAGGUGAUUGGUCACUCGGCUAUACCUCGGUUUCUGGAGAUGAAGAUAUUUACAUUGGUGGUCAGAAAUUGAAAGUUAUUUUUGCACCGGGACAUACAGAUGGCCAUAUGGCAUUGCUUCAUGUGAAUACACAUUCCUUAAUCGUAGGUGAUCAUUGUGUGGGUCAGGGAAGUGCUCUCUUGGACAUAAGUGCGGGUGGAAAUAUGUCUGAAUAUUUCCAAACCACAUACAAAUUUCUGGAGCUUUCACCCCAUGCUUUGAUACCUAUGCAUGGGAGACUUAAUGUCUGGCCAAAGCAGAUGUUGUGCGAAUAUUUAAAGAACCGUAGGAGUAGAGAAGCUAAUAUCUUAAAAGCUAUUGAAGGUGGAGCAAAGACAUUGUUUGACAUUGUUGCAUAUGUAUAUUCUAAUGUUGACCGACGUGCCUGGAUUGCUGCAUCAUCAAAUGUGAGGCUUCAUGUGGAUCAUCUUGCCGAGCAACAUAAAUUACCAAAGGAUUUCUCUCUAGAAACUUUCAAUGCCAGUAUCAAUGAAUUUGGUGACAUGUUGGGUAAAUUAUAGAUGUGUACAGUACAGCUGCACUGGCUGGCUCACUGAGAAAUUUGUAGCUCUAUCCUCAAAGUCCAUUGUAUCAGGAACUGCAUGCAAUAGUUGUGUCAAUAUAUAUAGCUUGUACAAAGGAAUUACUUGUAAGAUUGGAUGUUAUAUCUUAUCGAAACUGACCGAACAUGCUGCAUCUACCUUAGGAUUUUUCAAUCCGGAAUUUCAAAAACACCUGCGGGCUGCAUUUUCUAUCUCGAUGGAUAUGGGGCUACACUAGUUGCAGCUUACAUUCAAGGAAAUCUUCAUUUCUUAUUGCUGGUGUUCUUGUUGGCUUUGCUGUAUUAGU